This is a messenger RNA of Penaeus vannamei (Pacific white shrimp), 477 nucleotides long. The record is from RefSeq and is a predicted model, not a curated record. NCBI's taxonomy places the organism in Eukaryota, Metazoa, Arthropoda, Malacostraca, Decapoda, Penaeidae.
AUGGCUGAACACAGCUGUGAACAUGGCUCUGAGGGUGUCUAUGAACAUGACUGUGAACACAGCUGUGAAGAUGGCUAUGAGCGUGACUAUGAACAUGGCUGUGAACACAGCUGUGAAAAUGGCUCUGAGGGUGUCUAUGAACAUGACUGUGAACACAGCUGUGAAGAUGGCUAUGACGUGAACUAUGAACAUGGCUGUGAACACAGCUGUGAACAUGGCUCUGAGGGUGUCUAUGAACAUGACUGUGAACACAGCUGUGAAGAUGGCUAUGAGCCUGUGAAGAUGGCUAUGAGCGUGACUAUGAACAUGGCUGUGAACACAGCUGUGAACAUGGCUCUGAGGGUGUCUAUGAACAUGACUGAUGUGAAACACAGCUGUGAAGAUGGCUAUGAGCGUGACUAUGAACAUGAUGAACACAGCUGUGAAGAUGGCUAUGAGCGUGACUUGAACAUGGCUGUGAACACAGCUUGGCUCUGA